CCCUAGUAAUGUCCCGAUUGGCCAAGAGCUCGUAGCUUUCUUCGAUUGGUCUGGUCACUCUGGGGAAGGGGGCGGGGAUUAUCACUAAGGCGGGAACCCAAGUGUUCCUUUCAUUGCCAGGCGCGGCGGCUCAGGUGCCGUGAGCAUCUCACACCAUGGCAGUUCCUGAGACCCGUCCCAACCACACUAUUUAUAUCAACAAUCUCAAUGAGAAGAUCAAGAAGGAUGAGCUCAAGAAGUCCCUGUAUGCCAUCUUCUCCCAGUUUGGCCAGAUCCUGGAUAUUCUGGUGUCUCGGAGCCUGAAGAUGAGGGGCCAGGCCUUUGUCAUCUUCAAGGAGGUCAGCAGCGCCACUAAUGCCCUGCGUUCCAUGCAGGGGUUCCCCUUCUACGACAAGCCCAUGCGCAUCCAGUAUGCCAAGACUGACUCGGACAUCAUUGCCAAGAUGAAGGGCACCUUUGUGGAAAGGGACCGCAAACGAGAGAAGAGGAAGCCCAAAAGUCAGGAGACACCAGCUGCCAAAAAGGCUGUUCAGGGUGGGGCAGCUGCCCCCGUGGUGGGCGCUGUUCAGCCUGUACCGGGUAUGCCGCCCAUGACUCAGGCUCCCCGCAUCAUGCACCACAUGCCAGGCCAGCCUCCUUACAUGCCACCACCUGGCAUGAUCCCGCCACCGGGCCUUGCUCCUGGCCAAAUCCCCCCUGGGGCCAUGCCCCCGCAGCAGCUCAUGCCUGGACAGAUGCCGCCUGCCCAGCCUCUCUCCGAGAAUCCACCCAAUCACAUCCUGUUCCUCACCAACCUGCCUGAGGAGACCAAUGAGCUCAUGCUGUCCAUGCUUUUCAACCAGUUCCCUGGCUUCAAGGAGGUGCGUCUGGUCCCCGGGCGGCACGACAUUGCCUUUGUGGAGUUUGACAACGAAGUGCAGGCUGGGGCAGCACGAGAUGCCCUGCAAGGCUUUAAGAUCACGCAGAACAAUGCCAUGAAGAUCUCUUUUGCCAAGAAGUAGCGCCUUCCCCCACGGGGCGUCCCGGUCCCCAUUCUGGGGCUGCCCCUUACCCCCCCUUUGGCUCAGUCCCUGAAGGUAAGUCCCCCUUGGGGGCCUUCUCAGAGCCGCGUGUGAGUGUGUGGUUGCCACACAGCAUUGUACCCAGAGUCUGUCCCCAGACAUUGCACCUGGCGCUGUUAGCUUGUGAUUAAAGUGGUUUUUUUGAGGGUUGGUUUUUCACCA
Molecule: messenger RNA, 1223 nt
Organism: Alexandromys fortis (reed vole)
Lineage: Eukaryota; Metazoa; Chordata; Mammalia; Rodentia; Cricetidae
Gene: Snrpa
Product: small nuclear ribonucleoprotein polypeptide A
Exons: 7
Coding region: 156-1001 (281 amino acids)
Biological process (GO): mRNA splicing, via spliceosome
Cellular component (GO): U1 snRNP
Molecular function (GO): U1 snRNA binding
Source: RefSeq, a predicted model, not a curated record